ACACACGGUGAAUUUGGACUGAUUUCAUAAAGUGUGUGAGAGUAAGUGUAAUAUUAAGUACUGAAUUGAAGUCCGUUUUGAGGGGAAAUAUCGCAGCGUUUGUCGUUUGAACUUUCGCCCGCCACAGGUCAUCUCGGACCUGAGUCCCAUGUGUGGUCAAAGGUCAUUUCAUCACCCAUCCGACCCAGCCAGCCUCACACCGCUCCGCCCCAAGCUCCCUCUCACUCAAAAUCUCGAGUGGAAAAAAUGAAAAAAUUUUGAACAAGCCCCAAGAUUGGCGGACCAUCAAAAACUUCUUUUUUCUGAAAUCAGUAGAAAAGCCAGUCGCCAUUUUUACAAUUUCCAAAUCCCAAAACCUACACUACUGGACAUUUUGACUCGCUAUAUUUUCAACAUUUUCAUAAACUUUUAAAGAAAAAUUCUUCAUUUUGUGAAAAAACGGUUGGAAAUAUGGCCCAACAGCAGCGAGGUGGGGGUUCACAUGGGUACUGUCUAAAAUGGAGGUUUCAUAGCUCGAACGUGUUGCACAUGUUUAACCAACUUCUGCUUAAUGAGAGUUUUACCGAUGUUCUCGUCGCCUGUGAGGGGAAGGUCAUCAAAUGUCACAAGAUCGUGCUCUCGGCGUGUUCAAAGUAUUUCGAACAAGUAUUUUGCGAAUACCCACUACAAAAUUCAACGCUUGUAAUAUUAAAAGACAUGAAAUUUGCGGAUGUGCAAGCUAUUAUUGAAUUUAUGUAUCAAGGCGAGAUCAAUGUUGCACACGAUCAAUUAGCUUCUUUGUUGAAGGCAGCGGAGAGUUUGCAAGUAAAGGGACUCGCAGACAUUACGGGCGCUGGAGGAGGCGCCGGUGCUACUGCGGCAGCAGUUACUGGGAAUAAUAAGGAUGAUCAUGCCGAGUUCAUUGGAGGGGAUACGGGAGGAGAGGACUCAGCACCCCCUUCUCCGCCAAGUAUUUGUAUGGAAGGAAAUUCCGAUGGAGGUGGUUCCUUACAAGAGUCUCCACCAAAAAGAAAGCGUGGAAGACCUCCCAUGAGCAUGGAUGAUGGAAUGAGUAUGAGCAUGUCGACAGGCCCUACUCAAAUCUUGACCGAAGGGUCACAAAUGUAUGAAGAAUUUCCAGUUGGAAACUUAUUGGAUUCCCACUUCGCAUUGCCAGCUAGAGCUAGAAAACCUAAUAGUAACAAACGAAAAACGAUGAUGCCGGGCAUUGGAGAAAUCGAACAAGGAGAUGAUGAUGAUAAUGAUGACGGUGACUUGGGAAUCAUGGAAGGUGAUGAUGAAGUUACUGAAGAUGACGUCCAAAAUAUUGUUAAAAUGACUGAGUAUAUUGAAAAGGGAGGUUCUCGUCCUCAAUUCUGGGAAGAGCCCACAACAAGAAAAAUCAUGAACGCAAUUCGAUCCAAAAAAAUGGAAAUGAAAUCAGCUGCAGAGAUUUUGGGAGUUUCAUAUUCAACGCUGUACUCGAGAUACCGUGAGCUUCACGGAUAUUUAAAAAUGCCUCAUCAUUCGGAUACAAAUUUCAAUUACUACCAAGUACUAAAUUUAUUACGAGCGGGACAAAUUACUUUAUCGGAUGCAGCAAAGAGGUUGAACAUUCACGAGAAGACUCUUGGGGCUUAUCUAAGCUCCACAAUCACGCCCAAAAAACCACGCGUAUCUAUUACUCCUUCGACUUCUAGUAACAAUGACCCACAAACAUUUGGAAUGAAUUUAUUGGAACAAGUAACUCUACAGGGAACCCAAAUUAGUAAUGUCCUUGAAAAGCAACAAUUGAAUUACGACGAGGACGACGAUGAUUCCGACCAUGAUCAGGAUCAUGGUCCACCCCCUGGAUCCUCCUUGCAACAACUAGAAAUGAAACAAGAAGGUGAUCAAGGAGAUGGUUGGUCUCGUUAAUAGUGACCCCUAUACGCUGCUACUCAGAUUAUUAGGGUACCAAACUUUUCGCGAACCCUAAAAGCGAAGCAUUUCCAUCCACCACGUAUAAUAGACAUUUAACAAAAGCAUUUGAUCGUGCGGUAGUGAACUAGGCUAGUUGUGUUAUUAUUCAGCUUUAUUAUACUAUUCUACAGUUAGAAGACGAUAAGAAACAUUUCACGCGCCACACUUAUGCAAUGGUAAGGUUUUUAGAUUUGUAAGGAUAAGCAGGGAUUAGUUAAAUAAAAUUGAUCAGUGUACCAAGUUAUAAAUAUAUAAUUAUAUAUAUAUAUUAUAUGUACAGGUUAGUAUGUUUCACAUUCUUUUGUAACCGUACUAGACAAUUUGACAAAUUAUUCAACUACAACAUAGUCAUGCAGAUAUGAACAACAAAUUUGUUUCGGGCCAUUAUUUUAUUCCGAUCGACUUUACUUUGAUCGAUUAUUAUACGGACAUGUCUGUCAAGCCUACAAGACUAGGUAGGCAUUUUUGAGUCAUUCACAAUUUACAACGGUGUAAUAGAUUUUCAAUAUUUUUGUUAAGUAGAUAUGUUUCUUGAAUGUCUUUUCAUAAUUAUGAUGAGUAUGACUAUUGAGAGAUCAACGAGCGGUAUUUGAGUGCAGUUGUCAUAAGUAAGUACGUUUAAUACGGUGUCAUACUAUGUUUACCUAUGCACAAUUCUUGUGCUAAAGAAUACUUUUUGCAACCAAAAAUCAAUAGUGGUAGAAAAAGGGGUUUAUAAAUUUCUUAAUUUAUAUUAUAGUACACAAGUGUCAGUAUGAGAGUAUAUUAGCGACAUAUUAUUAUUUAUCUUAAAAACUAUCUGCAAGAGAUUGCAACCUAUUCCAAAAAAUGAAAGAAUUUGUAUCAUCGUUGUUAGAAUUGGAUGAUCUCAGGGAAUAAUUUACUUAAGAAGAAGGGGUUACAAUACAACGAUGACAAGUUAUUCUCGUAUAUGAAAUUGUUUAAGACAACGAUGUUUUUUUUAUUUCCUUACAUGUCGGACAAAUCUUACUUAUCUGAGAUACCUUCUUAUUUGCUCACUUUGAAAAUUGAUAAAGUUUUAGUGAUGUGUUCACACUUUGUUGAUUUAUAGCUCUAAAGAUAAUAGCUGGACGAUAGCACGUUAUGUAAGAUGUUGUAAAUCCCGUUUGGCUGGUGCACAUCCUAAUGAAUCCGAAGCACAAAUCUAUAGAGUAUAUAUUGACCUUCUGUAUCUAACUAAUUGAAAUGAGUGAGUAAUUUUAAAUGUCCCGUAAGCUGUGCGUUUAAACGUGAAAAAUCAUUGACUGCUGCCAUAUUUUGCAAACAUUAUUAUUUUCUGUCAGAAAUCAAAAAGUGCAGCUUUAUGUUAAUUAUACUUCGGCUAAUAAAAAUUCCGUUGAAGCAUAUACAACAAAAAUCCCACUUGAAAUGCUAUUUUCUUCAACUAUGUUCAACUAAAAGAAAUGUUUGCGAAUAAUAUAUGUUCUAAAUAAUUCUAACCUGAGAUUUUGUAACAAUUAAUAUUUUAAUUUGUAAUGCAUAUAUUUACUAAUAUAACACAAUUAACGUACAAAAACCACCUUUCUUUCAUAUACUCGUAUUUUCUUCACUGAGUUAUACACUAUCACUAUACAAGAAGGUUAAUUAAAUAAAAUAAGCAAGAUACAUUACGUUUAAAAAA
Molecule: messenger RNA, 3583 nt
Organism: Folsomia candida
Lineage: Eukaryota; Metazoa; Arthropoda; Collembola; Entomobryomorpha; Isotomidae
Product: protein tramtrack, beta isoform
Exons: 18
Coding region: 451-1896 (481 amino acids)
Biological process (GO): regulation of transcription by RNA polymerase II
Cellular component (GO): nucleus
Molecular function (GO): protein binding
Source: RefSeq, a predicted model, not a curated record